AUGCCUGAAGUAUCGGCAGCUAAACGUAUCAAAAAGAAUGAUGAAGAAAUUGAUCAAAAUAAUAAGAAACGGCUUAUUGUUAUAAUGGAGAAAUGCUCGUUAGAGAGUGCGAAGGUAGGCAAAGAUUAUGUGAUUCUCUCUAGUGACAAACAUGCCAACUUUAUUCGGAACCAGAAAAAAGAUCCCGCUGAUUUUCGGCCAGAUAUUCUACAUCAGUGUCUCCUGAUGCUUCUUGAUAGUCCAUUAAAUCGAGCAGAUUUAUUGCAAAUUUAUGUGCAUACCGCCAAUAACAUACUAAUCGAAGUAAACCCUCAGAUUCGUAUCCCGAGGACAUUCGAUCGAUUCUGCGGUUUGAUGGUGCAGUUGUUACAUAAAUUAUCGAUACGUGCAGCCGACAGUUCAGUGAAGUUGUUGAAAGUGAUUAGGAAUCCAGUAACCAUCCAUCUGCCCACUGGUUGUCGGAAAGUGCUGGCAUCAUAUCAAGCAUCAGAAUACAUGACUUGUAGGCAAUUUGCAGAAAGCGCUGAUAAUAAACCCAUCGCAGUCGUUAUUGGUGGAUUUGCGAAAGGAAAAGCUACUGUGGAUUAUACCGAGGAAGAAGUGAAACUAAGCAAUUUUCCGUUGAGCGCUGCUUUGACAUGUUCUAAACUAACAUCCAGUUUCGAAGAAGUGUGGAAAGUUGAAGAAGAGAACCGAUAA
Acanthocheilonema viteae is the source of this 699-nucleotide messenger RNA. The record is from the annotation of a GenBank genome assembly. NCBI's taxonomy places the organism in Eukaryota, Metazoa, Nematoda, Chromadorea, Rhabditida, Onchocercidae.